GAGUGGCUGGAGCUGGCGGGUCCCUGAGCAGUGAGUAGCAGGAGCCGCACGGAGUCGGAGGGACACACAAGCAGAGCUGUGUGUGUGUCUGUGUGUCUGUGUGUGUGUGUGCCAGGCGCAGUGCACAGGGAUCUGCGGGGGUGCGCAGCGAUGUCUUCUCCUUCCAAGACGAAGGAGGUUUUCUCCUCGGAUGAAGAGGGCGCAGCAGCUGGUGCCGAGGAUCAUCACAAAAUCAAAGUCUCCAGUUUGCCUUUCAGCGUGGAAGCGCUCAUGUCCGACAAAAAGCCCUCCAAAGAGGUGCCCGUCACCCCCGGCGGGGGAGGCAUGGAAGGAGCUGGCCUGGGCACCUCCCGGAACCUGCUGCUGCCAGGGCACGGCUCCAGUGAAGCUCACAGCCCCGGGGGGCUUACAAAAACUUUGGAAACCUCGUCGGUCAAAUCGGAGAAUUCCGAAGACGGCAGCUCCUGGAUUCAAGAGGCCGGGAGAUAUUCCCCUCCACCAAGACACCUGAGUCCCACAGCAUGCACACUGAGGAAGCACAAGACUAAUAGGAAGCCCAGAACCCCUUUCACCACUUCCCAGCUGCUGGCUUUGGAGCGCAAAUUCCGCCAGAAACAAUAUCUGUCCAUCGCAGAAAGAGCAGAAUUCUCCAGCUCUCUCAACCUCACAGAGACCCAGGUCAAAAUCUGGUUCCAGAACCGGAGGGCCAAGGCCAAGAGACUGCAGGAGGCCGAGUUAGAGAAGCUAAAAAUGGCAGCAAAGCCCAUGCUGCCUUCUGGGUUCAGUCUACCUUUCCCCAUCAACUCUCCCAUCCAGGCGGCCUCACUGUAUGGACCAUCUUAUCCUUUUCACAGACCUGUGCUUCCCAUCCCACCUGUAGGACUCUAUGCUACUCCUGUCGGAUAUAGCAUGUACCACUUAUCUUAAGAAGAUCCAAAGGAAAGCAACGGCUCUAUAGACUUCCUGGCGGAUCUUGUCCAAUCCGAGAACGCACUAGAAAACCAGUUCUGGUUAUUGUUUCUGCCGUCUUCUAUGUGCCAUGCCAAGUGUAUAGGAGUUUGCAUUAGAAAAGUAAAGCAGCCUGUAUGCUACAGGUUGGGAAUGCAGCCAGGGUCUCCUCUCAACUUGAUCUGAGCACUCAGACUCUGAUCCUGAAAGAAAAAUAUAAAAACAUAUACAAUUAAAUAAAUAUAGUUCUCUUUAUAUACUGCACAUGAGACAAAGGAAUCGGUAAACAAUAAAUCCUGUAUUUUCAAGGCAUAGUUUCCUUAUCCCCUUCCUAGAGGAGCCCCAAGACCUGUUUUAAAGUAGGAGUGGUUCCUUCCCUAAACUGAAGCUUAAGUCUUGUCACUUAAUAUUUGGGCAGUUAAAGGUAUUAUCGAGUUUUGUUUUUAAAACAAACCCUAGAAGACAGAGAAUCACUGUAAAUAGGAAGUAAGCCCCAGUAGAGUCAGACUGAGGCCAAAGGCAGCAAGUUCCUGCAUUUUCAAAUGGGGCCACCCUGCACCAAAGCAACAAAGAGCGUACCCGGACCGCAGGAUCGGGCCCCCAAAUGAGUAAAGUCUAUAAUAACUUUACCCACCCCAUUAUCGGAUCAUUUAUUUCCCCCCCCUUUUUUUUUUUUUUUUGUAGAACUCGCUUAAACAUUUUUUUCAAAGCACUGUGGGGGAGGAGGGAUGCACAGAGAGGGCUCUAGGCAAAGAGUUUUGUCUUUAUCCCUUCCUGCUUUGCGUGUUUAAUAAUUUCAUCUACAGCCAGGUGUACGUACGCUUGGUUCUAUGAUGCUAUUCGAAGCGGGCGGGGUGGAAGCAUACUAUAGACAUAUGGAGAAAAGAGGUGGGCUUUUUUUUUUUCCAGAGUGUGCAAGGACUAUCAAACCAUAAUGCAGAGUUGUUUUUUUAUUUGCAAUAAUUUGUGCUUUUAAAAAAAAUCACCUUGUAAAGAAUGCCAAUAUCGUGAAUCAUACUUAAGCAUUUCUUGAAAACACCAAUAGAUUCAGGUACCAAAAAGAAACAUAUGGGACAAUAGGAUGCCACUGCUCUGCAAACUGAUCUCCUUUCCUGGAUUUCACUGGGGGAGUUCUGCUUACAAACCAAUGGCACGAUAGAGCCCAGGCUUAUAAUCAUUAUUGUUUUAUUAUUAUUAUUAUUACUAGCGCUAAACUUUGUGGUAAAGUUACUAUAGAGAAUGCAGCUAGCUGAAGGCAGAACUUCUCCUGGAUGCAUUUUUUUAAAAGCAUGUUGUGAAGAGAGAGAAGAAAAAAAAAAAGAGCCACAAAGUUUUGACCUACUCCAGGAUGUGUUGUCUUCCACUGUAGUUCAGUCCCCCACCUGUCUCCACUCCCAUUAUAUUAAAGUCCCUUUGAAAGGGAUGUCUUGUACAAUUUUAUAUAUUUUAUUGAAGAUUUAUUAUUUCUUAUCUCUUUCGAAUUAAAUUAAAAAAAAACCAA
Molecule: messenger RNA, 2449 nt
Organism: Caretta caretta (loggerhead turtle)
Lineage: Eukaryota; Metazoa; Chordata; Testudines; Cheloniidae
Gene: MSX2
Product: msh homeobox 2
Biological process (GO): regulation of transcription by RNA polymerase II; embryonic morphogenesis
Cellular component (GO): nucleus
Molecular function (GO): DNA-binding transcription factor activity, RNA polymerase II-specific; RNA polymerase II transcription regulatory region sequence-specific DNA binding
Source: RefSeq, a predicted model, not a curated record